This is a messenger RNA of Olea europaea var. sylvestris, 1872 nucleotides long. RefSeq lists its product as uncharacterized. The transcript has 5 exons. Gene Ontology annotation, biological process: DNA integration. Lineage: Eukaryota; Viridiplantae; Streptophyta; Magnoliopsida; Lamiales; Oleaceae. Gene Ontology annotation, molecular function: nucleic acid binding. The record is from RefSeq and is a predicted model, not a curated record. Bases 1 to 1872 code for a protein of 623 amino acids.
AUGGAGGAGGAAACACUGCUCAAGGUACUUAGAGAGAACAAGAUGGCAAUUGGUUGGACAAUAACUGACAUUAAAGGAAUCAGUCCUUCCAUGUGUAUGCAUAAAAUUUUAAUGGAGGAAAAUUGCAAGCCUAGCAUAGAAAGUCAGAGAAGAUUGAACCCAAAUAUGAAGGAAGUAGUCAGGGCAGAGAUACUGAAGUUAUUGGAUGCAGGAAUUAUCUCCCCAAUUUCAGAUACUACACGAAAGGAUCAUUUCCUACUCCCAUUCAUUGAUCAGAUGUUGGAGAGGUUGGCUGGACAUUCACACUACUGCAUUAUUGAUGGAUACUCGGGCUAUAAUCUACCUGUCGCACCAGAGGAUAAUCAAGAGAAGACCACCUUCACUUGCCCCUACGUUAAAGGAGUUCGCAGUUUUUUGGGGCACGCUGGGUUCUACCGGAGGUUUAUAAAAGAUUUCUCGAAGAUCACUAAACCUUUGUACAAUUUACUAAUGAAAGAUGCAACCUUUGAGUUCAAUGAGGAUUAUCUCAUAGCCUUCAACACUUUAAAGGAAAAGCUUACGACAGCGCCAAUGAUUGUAGCGCCAAACUGGGAAUUACCUUUUGAAUUGAUAACUCUAAAUGAUGCACAACUAAAUUAUGCAACCAGUGAAAAGGAGCUGUUGGCUGUGGUGUUUGCAUUUAACAAAUUCAGGUCAUACCUCGUCGGAUCUAAAAUCAUCGUCUAUACUGAUCAUGCUGCAUUGAGGUACCUGCUCACAAAGAAGGAUGCAAAGCUGAGAUUAAUUCAUUGGGUGCUGUUGUUGCAAGAAUUUGACAUUGAGAUACGCGACAAGAAGGGCACCGAGAACAUAGUAGCAGAUCACCUAUCCAAACUAAAACCUAAGGAGAUGGAAGAUUUAGUAGAUAUAAAUGAGCUCUUCCCGGGUGAACAGAUGUUGAGAGUGGAUGAAGCACCUUGGUACGCAGAUAUUGUCAAUUACUUGGCCAGUUCCAUUCCACCACCUGACUGCUCCAGUCACCAAAGAAAAAAAUUCUUCGCCGAGUUAAAAUACUAUUUCUGGGAGGAUCCAAUUCUCUAUAGACGAGGAGCUGAUCAGAUAGUGAGGAGGUGCGUACCUGAAGAAGAAGUACAUGAGAUUCUCGAGCAAUGUCACUCAUCCGCAUAUGCAGGACACUUUGGAGCUUCAAAAACAGCUGCAAAGAUUUUACAAUCAGUGGAUUACGUCUCAAAAUGGGUGGAAGCAGUUGUAUUGCCAACAAAUGACUCAAAGACAGUUAUUGGAUUCUUGAAAAAAUACAUUUUCACCCGAUAUGGUACACCGCGGGCUAUAAUUAGCGAUGGGGGCAAGCAUUUUUGUAAUCGCCAGUUUGAGCAUCUGCUGAAUAAAUAUGGCGAUAAACACCGCGUUGCUACUCCAUAUCAUCCACAAACCAGCGGGCAAGCUGAGGUAUCUAAUCGGCAGCUAAAGAGAAUACUAGAAGUCACUGUGAAUUCAUCUAGAAAGGAUUGGUCUAAAAAGCUAGACGAUGCAUUAUGGGCUUACAGAACAACAUUCAAGACCCCAAUCGGCAUGUCUCCAUACUGCCUAGUCUUUGGGAAAGCAUGUCAUCUCCCAUUAGAAAUGGAGCAUCGGGCAUAUUGGGCUAUGAAACAGUUAAAUAUGGACUUGAAUGCCGCCGAAGAAAAGCGUCUACUGCAACUGAAUGAGUUGGAUGAAUUUAAAAUGGAGGCUUAUGAAAAUGCAAAACUUUACAAGGAGCGAACCAAGAAUUGGCAUGAUAUGCACAUUCAGAGGCGAGUAUUCGAAGUGGGGCAGCAAGUACUACUGUAUAACUCGAGACUCAAGCUAUUCCCAGGAAAACUACGAUAA